Astyanax mexicanus (Mexican tetra) is the source of this 1164-nucleotide messenger RNA. Its product is annotated as olfactory receptor 2AT4-like. Gene Ontology annotation, biological process: G protein-coupled receptor signaling pathway. Gene Ontology annotation, cellular component: membrane. Lineage: Eukaryota; Metazoa; Chordata; Actinopteri; Characiformes; Acestrorhamphidae. The transcript has 2 exons. The coding region runs from base 70 to 1071 and encodes 333 amino acids. The record is from RefSeq and is a predicted model, not a curated record. Gene Ontology annotation, molecular function: olfactory receptor activity; G protein-coupled receptor activity.
UGUAAACUCACUGAGCGCUGAGCACAAGAACAGCAUCUGAAGAGCACAGGUCAAACUAUUUAAAGAAAAAUGCUCUCCAGCAACUCUGAGCCAAUAAUUUACACAAACAUCACGACCAACAUCGAUGAGUUCGUCCUUCAAGGCUUCCCCGGACUCCAAACUCAAUAUUACAAACUGCUAGGAACCUUCUUCUUCCUGAUCUACUUAGUUUUAGCAGCUGGAAACAUCUUCAUCAUCGUGUUCGUAUCGUACGAGAAGAGUCUCCACAAGCCGACGUACGUUAUCUUCUGUAACCUCGCAGUAGCAGACCUGGCGUUCGGGACCACCACUCUUCCCAGAGUCAUUGCUAAGUACUGGAUGUCCAACAAGAUCAUUUCUUUUCACGCUUGUUUCGUUCAGAUGUAUUUCGUGCACUUUUUAGGAGCUACCAGCUCGUUUCUCAUGGCUUUAAUGGCUCUGGAUCGGUUUGUCGCCAUAUGCAACCCUCUCAGAUACCCAACGCUGAUUAAAAACUCCACUAUCGCGAUUCUCUGCGCUGCGGUUUGGGCGGCGAACCUCCUCCAGCUCGGGGUGAUCACUGCACGAGCCCUCAGUUUAACAUACUGCGGGCCCAACCUCAUAGCUCAGUGCUACUGCGACCACUUCUCCAUCAUCAAGCUGUCCUGCUCGGACAUCACCUCCGUCAAAAACACCAGCCUAGCCGUGGCUAUCCUGGUGCUCUGGGGUCCCUUAAUUUAUAUCGUGUUCUCAUACGUAUCCAUCAUCAUUUCAGUCAUGAAAAUCGCGAAUAAAGAAGGAAGAUACAAGACCUUCUCCACCUGCACGCCUCAGCUCUUCAUGAUCUGCCUCUACUACCUGCCCAGGACUUUCGUGUACCUGGCCAGUAACCUGGGCCUGGACCUGGGGACCGAUCUCCGCAUCCUUCUGACCAUGAUGUGCAGCUUCUUCCCUGCUCUCAUCAACCCCUUCAUUUACUGCUUCAGAACCAAAGAGAUUAAAGACAUUUUAAUCAAGAAAUUCAAGCAAAGACAGACGAGAGUAGACGGGAAAAAAUUAUUUAACACAAAAUAAAUAAUAUCAUGUGAUGUGCUGCAAUAUAUUAUAAUUAUACAGAACAAUGUGAUUUUAUAGAAAUAGAACUAAAAACAAAAAAAAAAAAAAAAA